Molecule: messenger RNA, 1641 nt
Organism: Ruditapes philippinarum (Manila clam)
Lineage: Eukaryota; Metazoa; Mollusca; Bivalvia; Venerida; Veneridae
Product: mini-chromosome maintenance complex-binding protein-like
Biological process (GO): DNA-templated DNA replication
Molecular function (GO): chromatin binding
Source: RefSeq, a predicted model, not a curated record
UUGUCCGUAAUUCUUUCAUUUGACCCAAAUUUCCACGUGACAUUUUCCCGCCAUACUUCCUAUUAACAUCUAUUGUUUGGUCGAAAUCCUCGUUUCAUUAUGCCAAGCAUUGAAGAUUGGAUCAAUAACCCUCUCGGAAUUAUUCAAACACUUUCUGAUAAGGCACAAGAUGGUGACAGCCUGCCAGUCAGAAAGUAUUUCAAUGAAAAACUUGCUAACAAAAGUGCAUUAACAUGGGUACCAAGCUUGAAUGAUACCAGUAUGCACGAUCUGAAAGCAAACUCGCUGGUGCGAUAUCGUUGUCUGAUACAAGAUAUGUAUGAUCCUGAAUUUUACCUUGGCAAGUAUGAGGUGAAAGAUACUGUCACGGGCAACACAUUUCUGAGGAGUGGUAAAUACAAGGAUGUGGCUGAAUGUGGGCCCAAUCAGACAAUAGAUGUGGACUCUAGAAACAAUGUUACUAUGGAUAGAAUGACACUGUAUUGUGUACCAGUGCCUGGUGAAUCUGAAUGGGUUAAAAAAUCAUUCGCAGAUAUGAGUAAGGUUAAAACACAAUGUUAUCCCUCAACGUCUUCAACCAGGGCAAGGGGUAAAAGAAAUCUCGAGGAUGAAUCUGAGGUGACAGACGAACCUAUGGAAAGUCAGAGUGUGGAGACCGGAAAUAAAAGUGGAGAUGUUACCAUGGAAACUGAUGAUGCAAAAUCUAAACGUCAACAAACUACAAAAAGAGUUGAAGGUGCAAAUGAUAAACCGGAUCUCAACUUUCCACUUCCUGGAGAAAAAGGACCAGCAUGUUUAGUAAAGGUAUACGAUGAUAUUGACAAGUUUAAAGUAAAUGACGUGGUCGAAUUUGUUGGUGUGCUGUCGGUCGACCCUUCCUUGGCAAGAUUUGAUAACACUGAGGAAGAUAAUUCGAUGAUAACUGUACAUGAAGAACCACAGGAGGAGGUGAACGCUCAUUCCCCGCCCCCAUCACUUGUGCCACGCCUUCAUGCAGUUGUGUGCAAGCCACUCAAGCAUGUAAACCCUUUGGUACCUGAAUUAGUUGAAGAUAAGAUACAAGUAUUGGAGAAUAUUCAGGGUGUUUUGACAGCUUUGAAACAGGAAUUGUUGUCUGUACUGGAGCAUGCUUUACUUGGAGAUAAAAUGGCUGCCAAAUACCUACUGUGUCAUCUUAUUGCCAAUGUAUAUGGUAGAGCUGAUGCUAUGGCACUGGGAAAGUUUUCCGUGAAUUUCAGCAACUGUCCCAACUCUUCAUUAUACUCUGAAUUGUUACACCAUUUACUGUCCAAUCUCGUCACACAGUCUCAUUUACUGCACAUGUCUCUGGACAACAUGAACAAACUUCCAUUCUCACCAAAGAAAGAUUACACUGCAAACAGGCUGCGCUCUGGUAUUUUACAGCUAGCAGAACAUACCAAUAUGACUGUAAAUGAAAUUGCUCUUGAACCAGGACAGCUCGAUGUAAAUGGUGUGAAAAAUAUACAAUCACUUGGAAAUGUUAUAAACUGGCAAAAAGUGGAAUAUGAUUUUGAAUUUCACAGACAAGACUUUCCAUCCAACAUCUCGGCCCUCAUUAUUUCAGAAGGAAGAUCUAUAUUGCCUAGUGAUUGUUUUGUUCCUUUGCAGUGUAAGGAGCAA